AGAAAAACCUUUCUAAACGAAAGAAAACAAAACAGCCCCAGAGAGCUAACAAAAAAUCUCUCGACCCUUUCUCCUUCCUCUAUCCUCGUCGUCUCAAACAUAUUCUUUCACCAUCGCCGAUCUACUCCUCCACCAUCUCCGUUGUUAUGGCUGAACCAUCUCUCUCCACACUCCUCUCCCUCAACCUCCUCCUCCACCUCCAGUUCCCGACCCAACUGGCCCAAAACCCUAAGUCACCUCCGAUUGGGUUCUGAUAUGAUGUCUUGCUCCGCCGUCCCAUGUCUCUUCUCGGUUUACUCCGCCGCCGUCAGUGUCAUCAAACAAAUGGGAUUGGGAUGGGAUUGGGUCUUUUCUCUCCUCCGGCGGAGAUUAGGCACGGAUGGACGACAGUGGCGAGGCGUGGAGCAGCGAAGGAGAACUCUCGUCGUGUUCAUAACCAAAUAUGUACCUGCUUUGAAGGCGGCAGCGUCGAUCCAGGAGGAGUUCAAGCUGGAGAGUAGCCGUCAAAGCUUCCUUUGCCAAGACUCGCCGAGGAACCUGUACCAGGCACCUGAUAGAAAUAGAAGGCCAGGGCAUUGUCGGAUAUCAUGGCUUACCGGAAAACUACAUUCAAAGUUGGAUUGAAGCUCCAAGACGGCUUCUCGACGAUGAUAUAUUAGGGUUUUCUUGUUUUGGUUUAAUCCGGUUGUUUAUGAUUUUAAUUUUGUAAAUGUUGGUUAUUUCCCAGUUUGGACAUUAAUAUAUAAUAUUAUUUAAAAAAGAAAUCUAUUUAAUUAUGCAUUCUUUUUUUAAC
Molecule: messenger RNA, 793 nt
Organism: Thlaspi arvense
Lineage: Eukaryota; Viridiplantae; Streptophyta; Magnoliopsida; Brassicales; Brassicaceae
Source: the annotation of a GenBank genome assembly